UGUGGCAUGACAUUUUAACACCAGCACAGGGAAAAAUAAAACAGGCAUUCUGCACACACAGCAAGAGUCCAGACAACAGGACACUUGUUUCAAAAACUGCACAAGAGUUGUCAUUGGAAAAAAGGGCUUUUGGCUCAUGAGAUCAUGAGCAAGUUGAAGCUGCCGCCGUGGUGACGUAGACAUUUUUUUUCUAGAUGGGCGGAUGGUGCAUCGCCCUUUGAUGUGUGCUGAACUCUGAUCUUCUGUUUGUUAUAAAGCACAGCAGGAGAGAAACGCGACCGUGGUUCAGCUCCGUGCUAAAAUGAGACCCUCAACAACAGCCACGCUUGCUGCGUCCCUGCUUUGCGCCGCGAUGGCACUGACUGCAGUUGACGGACAAAUCCUGGCCAACAGUUCUUGCCCUGGCAAUUGGACCGACUCGGGGAACCGUUGUUUCCGCUUACUUCCCAAUACCAUGAUUUGGUCUACAGCUCAGAAACAUUGUCAGCAAAUGGGGGCCAACCUUGCAUCAGUACACAACCAAAGCGACGUAGACUUGAUCCAGCGCUUGGCAGGAACCCAGAACCCUGUGUGGAUCGGAGGCUCAUCUUGCCAACAGACAAAUGUGUGGCUCUGGUGUGACGGAACAAAAAUGGACUUUAGGAACUGGUGCCCAGGUCACCCAAAAGAAGACAUCGCAGAGGAGUGCUGUCUGUAUAUUUCUGCUAAAGAUGGAAAUUGCUGGGAAGAGAAGGCAUGCAACAACUUCCUCCCCUCCGCCUGUGUCAUGAAGCAUACUUAACUGCAGAAGUGCCGUUGAUUGCAGAAAGAAUUGAAAUUCAGACAUUUGUGAAUACAUCAAACUUGUCAACAA
This is a messenger RNA of Nerophis lumbriciformis (worm pipefish), 853 nucleotides long. NCBI's taxonomy places the organism in Eukaryota, Metazoa, Chordata, Actinopteri, Syngnathiformes, Syngnathidae. The record is from RefSeq and is a predicted model, not a curated record.